This is a messenger RNA of Chanos chanos (milkfish), 2720 nucleotides long. It is a transcript of the gene usp6nl, whose product is annotated as USP6 N-terminal like. The record is from RefSeq and is a predicted model, not a curated record. Bases 180 to 2720 code for a protein of 846 amino acids. Gene Ontology annotation, molecular function: small GTPase binding; GTPase activator activity. Gene Ontology annotation, biological process: regulation of GTPase activity. The transcript is spliced from 15 exons. Lineage: Eukaryota; Metazoa; Chordata; Actinopteri; Gonorynchiformes; Chanidae.
CUUCCUGGUACGGGACAAUGGAUAUUUUCUACUCUCGUUAGACCGGAGAAGGACUCUCAGCUAUGUGACCAAGACGAAUGCGAGAGUUCAGAACAAGGUCAUGAGUGCCUUGAAGAGAGCGCUUGUGGAGAAGAACCUCACCUGUACCUCACUCCCUGAUACCCGUCUGCCUUCCUAACAUGAGUUCUGACUCAGAGCAGGAUGCUGCCGUGAAGCUUGAACAGGAGCGGGCAGAGAUAGUAGCCAAAUAUGACAAGGGAAAAGAAGGUGCGUCUGUGGAGCCUUGGGAGGAGGCAAACUUUGAUGUCUACAAAGUUGUCGAUCGCUUCGGCUUCCUGCAUGAAAGUGAACUGCCAGCAUAUGACUUGGUGGAGGAGAAGCAAAAGCAACUGGAAGUGGAGAGAACUACAAAAUGGCUGAAGAUGCUGAAAAGCUGGGACAAAUACAAGAACAGCGACAAGCUUGUUAGGAGGAUCUAUAAGGGAAUUCCACUGCAGUUACGAGGCCAGGUUUGGAGUCUACUCCUCGACAUAAACAAAAUUAAAGAAGAAAAGAAGGAUUUCUAUGAGAAACUGAAGAUGAGGGCGAGAAGUCUGUCCCCUGACAUCCGUCAGAUUGACCUGGAUGUCAACCGCACGUACAGGGACCACAUCAUGUUUAUGCAUCGUUACGAUGUCAAACAGCAGGAUCUGUUCCACGUCCUUACAGCCUACUCCAUGUACAACACGGAGGUGGGGUACUGCCAGGGUAUGAGUCACAUCACUGCACUGUUACUGAUCUAUAUGAAUGAAGAGGAUGCAUUCUGGGCACUAGUCAAACUAAUGUCCGGCCAGAAACAUGCCAUGCAUGGGUUUUUUGUGCCAGGCUUCCCCAAGCUGUUGCGUUUCCAGGAGCACCAUGACCGCAUCCUGAAGAAGAUGAUGCCCAAACUUAAACAGCACCUGGACAAGCAAGAGGUCCUCACAAGCCUUUACACCAUGAAAUGGUUCUUCCAGUGUUUCCUGGACAGGACUCCGUUCACUCUGACUCUAAGGAUCUGGGACAUUUACAUUCUGGAAGGAGAGCGUGUCCUGACUGCAAUGUCCUACACAGUACUCAAACUCCACAAAAAGACCCUGUUGAAGUUGUCUAUGGAGGAGCUGGUGGAGUUCCUGCAGGUCACUCUGUCAAAAGAUUUCUUCUUUGACGAUGACUUUGUCAUUGAACAGCUGCAGAAUUCCAUGUCUGAACUCCGACGCGCAAAACUGGAGCUUCCACCCCCAGGUAAGGAAGAUGAGUUUCCAAAGAAACCUUUGGGUCAGCUUCCCCCUGAGCCAACAGCAGGAGCUGCCAAUCAUGUGGCCAAUGGGCAGAUGUCUGGAGGGCAGAUGGGAGAUGAGCAGCCCCCUCAGGAGUCAAGUCCGGUGGCACAAAGUGUGGUUAAGUCAGUGGAAGCUGGCACAGUGGAUAAAGCAGAUGGGACAGCAACCAGCUCACCUGACCAGCACAAGGAGAGCAGGCCGCCCAGUCGCGCCCGCCGUGACUCCCUGGAGAAGCUGCUCCGACCUGGUAAGAACCAGAGACGGGAGGGCAAGGGACCAGAGACCCAAAAAGCACCCCAUACAGAGCGGGUGACAUCCCCUGCCCCUGUACCCAACUCCAGCACUACAGAUGGUGAGAAGCUGCAUGUACAGAACCAUGCGGUGGCCAACCAUAACUCCAAUGCAGGCUCUAGCUCGAGGCGGGAUAUCGCUCCGCUCUGGUUCAAACCCUCAGAAAUAAAGCUGGAAGAGGCUAAAGCUGCAGCUAUGAGGGAGAGCCAGCUGAGCGGGGUUUCUUUGCCUUCCUCUGGUCUCGCAACUCCAGAAGAGGGUGAGCAACUCCGCCGGCCUCGUUCUCGAGGUUUCGUCCCGGGAUCGAACCGCGCCUCUAACGCAUCACAGUAUGAUAAUGUCCCUGGCCCAGAUGGCGACUUCAUGGAGGUUGUGGAACCAGAGCGGCCACCGUCUCACCCCUUCUCUCGCCCCUAUGCAAUACCUCCUACAUGGCAAGCUAGCCCUACGCGGCCCCCCAGUGGUGGCCUCGGAGUUCCACCCUUCAGACAGCCCAAACACAGCAUGCCGCCACUGGCCCCAGACCAUCACGCCCCAGUUCACUACCCCCCUGGCAUGGUCAGGGGGACAACGUCCUAUGGUUUGGAACCACGGCCAGAUGAGAGACUGUAUUCGGAGCGGGAGUACGCAACCACAACACGUACUCCCUCAAACCGCUCGCCCGAAAAAACCUUCAUGAACAACACCUACGGCACCUACCGACGCCAACACGUCCCCGGUCCUCCACUCAAUAUCGCUCCAGCAGAACUGAACAGUACCAGAACCAGUGAGCACCAUCACAGACAACCCACUCGCCUCACAGGGUCCGUCUACCCCCCCACCGAGUAUCAGUAUCAGGGCCACAGACGAGGGGAGCUGGAGGGGCAGGGGUGGAUGCGGGAGAUGGAGGGUGGGCCCCCACGUUCUCCAGGUGGUUUUCCCCGCUCACCAAGCUUCCAGAAGGCUCAGAUGUCACCGGUGCAGCAGUUCACUUUCCCAUCUUCUGGACACCUUGACGCUGUUCUACACAUUCGAGGCACCUACCCAGAACAGCCUGGCAGCAGACAACCUCUCCCUCCACUUUUUGGAGCACCACACUACAGACACGCCUCAGAGGCCUUUGCCAUGCAGGAGUCUAUGCUGCUCUGA